GGCAGAAGGAGGAGGAAGGGGCGGGGCCUACGGUUGGAGUUGUCACUAGAGUCCCGAGAGUCCUGGAGAACAGCAAGUCCUAGAGUACGGGUGUUUGCCCUAAGCUUCCUGCCCGAGUGCUCCCUCCCACCUUGUACUAUCACUGCACCUAAAAAAGUACAAGAAAACUGACAGAGAGAUAGUGCAGGCAGCCAAUGGUGAGACAAGCCUGUGACAGCAGGAGACAGCAGAGAGAGGGCCUGGAUGUCACAGCAGACCAAUCCUGGAGCCGGGUACAGUAACCAAUGAAGCGCAGGCCCCGCACUCACCAAUAACCGCCUCCCUUACUUACAACUUCAGGAACUGGCUUUGCUUUUGAGACUGCCUGCCAGAAAGGGAGGACUGUGCAUGGCCACAACUCCCCAGUCCCCUGCCCUGCAGCUGCACACUUGUCCUGUGGAAUAUACUGGAUAUGGGCACCUUGUAUGCAGAGUUUCUCCUAUUCCGCCCCAUGCAUAUAACUCCUGCUGCAAAUUAAACUUUUAAAAGAAGAAGAAGAAACAGAAUCUAAGAAAUCUUCAAGUUGGACAUUUUCUGGAUUUUAUUUAUGUUUAACGGUGACUCCGAUGCAGAGUCUUCUGCAGAUUUUAUGCAUAACAUCCCAUUUAUGUAAAAGAGAGGAAGAACUGAAGUAUGAUCCAUACAUCCACUUGUGGUAGAAAUGUACUGAAUUAGUUAAUGUUAUUACAUACUGCGAGACGGCAGGAAGUGGACUCUUCUCGACAAAGAGAAAAAGAUGGAUGGUUCUUCUCCAAGACUGUUGCAUUGUCCCCUAUGGUCUCCUUCAGAAGAAUCCAAAAAAUCUCUAUCUGGAGACCUCAUGCUCUUAUAACUAGAGGAGUCACUUCUUCCAAAUAAAUGGCCGUUCUUAAUGCUUAACUUCACACUUUAUUUCUACUCAUCUUUUCUACUCAUCUCUCAGGGACAUUAUUCUACAUGGGCGCUGCUCCAACCAGAUCCAGUUACCCCAGUCACCAUGGAAGACCAGCAGAUGUACAAGACACAGCUCGUAUCCAACAGUAGUGAUAGUUUGUACUAUCAACAAAUGCAGCAUCAGGCAACCAGCCAGGUGCUCAACCAUAGUUACGACUCUCUGGACAUGAACGCCUCUGAGUCGUCUUCAUCUUCUCCUCACUUGUCCCAAGAUUCCAGAGAUGUCACGUUAAAUCCUGCAGCUAAAAAUACCGGGCAGGUGGACGCAUCCAGAUCUUCUCAUUGGUCAAAUGUAGGCAAUCACACUCAGGGGGGGAAUAAUGUCAAUUGCUUUGACCAAAGCUUACAGUGGACUUCACAGGUACAAAGCGAUGACGCAUCUGGCAUCUACCAGAUGUCUUACUAUCCGGAACUUGAUAACAGGCAGAAAUUGACCAGCAGAGCUUUACAUAAGUUGGAUUCUUUCACGCAGGUAUUCGCUAGGCAGAACUUAAGAAUUCACGCCAUGGCUCAGGCUUUACCGGAGCAGUCGCUAGCAGACUGUGAUAGUACUCUCAGGCAACUACUGUCAGUCAAAGCGACUGGUGAGCAGCAAACGCUAUCUACCAGUAUGGACAGGUAUCCUCAGGUCUCGCAGCAGAUGCAUCAUAGCCUAUCGAACCAACAGCAGAAGCAUCAUGUACAACCCAUGCCGCAAUCCCAGUCGCCUUUUUACUAUGAUUACUUCCAGCAUGCCGCCCCCGAGUCUUUAAUGCAGCAGUAUGGACAGCAAGUUCAGCCAAAUCAGGUUCUGCCCCAACAUGGACAGGGCAUGCAGCAAACGCGAUAUUAUAUGCAGCAGCCUCAGUCUGAACAGCAGCGACUCUUACAUCAAGCCAUGCAGCAGCAGGUGGCUCCAUUUUCGGAGUAUUACCAAAUGCAGUCUGCAGGGCAAGAAAUGCAUCACAACGUGACGCAGUCGCAUCACCAUCACGUGCAUCUUCAGCAGCAAGCCGCGUACAACAAUAUCAAAGUAGAGCGUUAUACCCCAAAUCAGUCCCAUGAUGUGCAGCUGACCCAGCUGGGCGCUCUUCCUCAGUACUUGUUCCAACAUACUCAAGCAGUCCGAAAUUCAUAUAAACGUGGUGCGGCCCCACAACUGACUCUUCCACAGGAUCAAAAGCCAUAUAAGAAUGAAGCUCAGCCUGCGGUCCUCAUGGACAGAUCUGUUGGGUUAGCAAAUACAGACAAUCUAAAUAACUAUAGCCAGGACGAUAUGGGAAUAAUGGCUGACAGUGCCCCUCAACGACAUGCUUUAACACAGGAUACCUCCUACCUGCUUAGUAGUCAAGGAACCCUUCAUUCUCCCAACACAGUGUGGCCCCAGCAUGUGUCUGAUGGGAAAAUCCAGACUGUUUCUCCAGACAACAGCAAGUUGUUCCUGGAUGAGUCUAAAAGCCGUCUCACAUGCUCCGUAUGCGGAAAGGAAUUCCGGAGCCUGCCCGCCUUGAACGGCCACUUAAGGUCACAUGGUGGGGUGCGAAUCACAGUAGCCCCGAAACAGGACGAAGGCCAGAAGUCACAGACUAGAGAGGCGGACAACCUCACGCCCAUCGUCAUGCCUGUCUCUGUACCUGUCAAGCUUGUGCCAUCUGAUGCCAAUGCUCAGCUCAGCCUCAGAGCAGAUCAGCCAGAAAACGAUAUGUCCAAUGAUGAAAUGCCCAUCUUAACAAGGAUGACUUACUCCCCGCCAUCCUCCCCAAAGGCGGACAGGUCAUGCCCGUCUUCUGAAAUAAUCAGAAAACCUCAAGAAUCUGGUAUGAAAUUGGGCAAAACCUAUGGAACCAAACCUCAGCAAGAGCGGAGGAAAUAUCGCCACAGACCUGAACCACUGUUCAUCCCUCCACCUUCCUUCAGUGCAAAUCCAUCUCAUUCAGGGGCAACGUUGUACCAAAGCCAGCUCCGCUCCCCUCGCCUUAUUGCGGAUUCCUUGCUGCUGGGAAUUCAGGAGCCACCAACCUACACUCCACCACCCAUGCUUAGUCCUGUGCGGCAAGGAUCAGGACUUUUUAGCAGUGUCAUCACCGCAGCACACAAUGCUCAUCUUCCGCUUACCCCCCUGACACCUACUCCAAGGGUGCUGCUCUGCCGGCCUAACAGCAUUGAUGGGACCAUCGUUACAGUAACACCAGGACCUGGAGAACAAACCGUUGACGUUGAACCGAAAAUCAAUAUCGGAUCAAGAUUCCAGGCAGAAAUUCCAGAUCUGCAGCACUGCUCAUUGCUGGAGAAGGAUAAGCACAAUGCAACCUUGGUGUGGAAACCUUGGCCGGACCUAGAGACUGAAGAAUCGCAGCACAGGGUGGAAGUGUUCCUGAGCAUGUCAUGUUCCAGUGUUCUACCAGGAGGAGGAACCAACAUGGAAUACGCAUUGCAUUCUCUUUUUGAGGCCAAAGGAAACAUCAUGACUGCGUUGGAGAUGCUGCUCUUAAAAAGUGCACCAAAGCUAAAAACUCAUCCACUAGCAAGUUACCACUAUGCAGGAUCAGACUACUGGACCAACAAUGAGAAGAAGAGCUUCAACAAAGCAAUAAACACCUGCAAUAAAGAUUUCUUCCAUGUGCAAAAGAUGAUCAAGACAAAGACGGUGUCGCAGUGCGUGGAAUACUAUUACACCUGGAAGAAGAUUCUGCACAUGGGCCGCCGGCACAGGACGCGGCUCGUUGAACUCCAUGAGGACGAUACGACCAGUGUGGAUGAUGUGGAUGAGGAGGAAGGAGCUGACCACAGAAAGUAUGAAGUAGACUAUGAACCCGUACACAAGACCCCAGAGUUACUCCACCCAGGAGAGGGCGACACUUCUGUCACUGCGAACCCCGGUCCGCCAGCUGGGAGCUUUGUGUGCGAAAUGGGAAACUGCGGCGCUAUAUUCUGCUCUAGGCAGGCUUUGAAUGGCCAUGCCCGUAUCCAUGGAGGAACAAUUACCCCCGCCAAGGUGUAUACAGCUACCGGGACAGGAAGAGCCAAGUCUGGAGCCCAGAGCGAGUACUGUUCAGUAAAGAGCUCCCCGGCGCACAGCACCACCAGCGGAGAGACCGACGCCACAUCCAUAUUCCCAUGUAAACUCUGCGGAAAGGUCUUCUACAAGAUCAAAAGUCGUAACGCUCACAUGAAGACCCACAGGCAGCAGGAGGAGCAGCAGAGGCAGAAGGCACAAAAGGCAGCGGUGGCAGCGGAGAUGGCCGACACCAUCGCAAGGACUAUAGUAAGGACUACUCUGCCCCCAGACAACAUGAUGUCCUUCGAUCCCUUCUGCCUGAUAAAAUCCUUGGAAGAAGACUUUGACGACGACGUGGCUCAGGAUUUAGAAGACGUCUUAGAGGAGACGGAGGUCAUGCACUCCGAUCUGAUUUUGGAUGACGAGGAUGUAGAUCUACUGCAAGAUGGGGACUUGUAGCCCGGCAUGGCGACCGGCCACCAAUAUGGAUCCUGACUGGAAAAGCUUUUUUCAUUUCCUGCACAAAUUGGGUUAUAGUUGAGAGGGGGGGGAGGGGGUCGUCGUAAUUAAGCCUUGUAGCCACCGACGUACUGUAACGGGAAGUAUGGGCGACAUUGUUUACAAAUCCUUUACAUGAAAGUAGAGAGCAUUGUUUCCCUACCAGUGUGCCUCCGGCUGUUGCAAAACUACAACUCCCAGCAUGCCCGGACAGCCAAAGGCUGUCCGGGCAUGCUGGGAGUUGUAGUUUUGCAACAGCCGGAGGCACCCUGGUUGGGGAAACCCUGCUCUAGAGAUUUGUAAGGAUCCACCUGACAACCCCCAAAGCACCCUUGAGUCAUUGAGGCGACCAGGUGCAGUAUGGUGCUCUGUAUACAGCAUGUACCUUGAGUGGCCACUAGGUGGCAGCUGUUAUUUAGAUGUCUUAAAGGGGUUUA
Molecule: messenger RNA, 4884 nt
Organism: Hyla sarda
Lineage: Eukaryota; Metazoa; Chordata; Amphibia; Anura; Hylidae
Gene: TRERF1
Product: transcriptional regulating factor 1
Exons: 18
Coding region: 911-4408 (1165 amino acids)
Biological process (GO): regulation of transcription by RNA polymerase II; negative regulation of DNA-templated transcription
Cellular component (GO): transcription regulator complex; histone deacetylase complex
Molecular function (GO): transcription corepressor activity
Source: RefSeq, a predicted model, not a curated record